Messenger RNA from Phyllostomus hastatus (greater spear-nosed bat), 3591 nucleotides. It is a transcript of the gene SPOCD1, whose product is annotated as SPOC domain containing 1. Gene Ontology annotation, cellular component: nucleus. Bases 103 to 3591 code for a protein of 1162 amino acids. The record is from RefSeq and is a predicted model, not a curated record. Gene Ontology annotation, biological process: DNA-templated transcription. The transcript is spliced from 17 exons. NCBI's taxonomy places the organism in Eukaryota, Metazoa, Chordata, Mammalia, Chiroptera, Phyllostomidae.
UGUAACAAAAACAGCUUCAGGCAAAAGGACAUUGAUCUGAAGUCCAGGAAUGCAGCAGAUAAGGGCCCACGCUCUGCUUCUGGCCCCUGUGGGUGGACAGACAUGUCUCAGGAAGGGGCUGCAGAGGGCUCCGGCACAGAGGACCCUGAUCUCAGACCCCGACGAAGCUGUGGGCUUUCCCGGGAGGACAUGGAAGAAGCGAGCUCCGUGUCAGGCCUGGCCCCAGACCUGCCUGGGGAAAGCUCUGGGGCCUCAGCUGGGGCUGGCAGCAGAGAGGGGGUGCCCAGGGAAGAGAUCCAUCAGGGUGCCAGCUCCCAGGCUGGCGGUGCCCACUUGCUGGUCCUUGGUCUGCAGGCUGUUGGACGGAGGCAGGAUCUGGUGCCUGGCCCUAAGCUCCACAUCCAGCUGCCCCCUGUGCCUGCUCAGGGGAGGGCUCUGGCCACCAAGAAACUCCAGAUUUCUCUACACAAAGUCUUGGAUGAAAACUGGGCCAGCAAUCUUUGUGGCAUGUCCGUGGGGCUCCCAGAGAGAGCUUUGGCUGGCAGGGAGAGGCCUGCAGGUGUGGAGACGAGCUGCCCCAGGCCCAGAGAGGUCAGACAAGGAGGGAGGGGCUCUCCAGGGUGUGAUGGAAGAAGCCCCACCCUCAGUAAAGAGGAACCCCCCAAAGGGGAACUGCCAUCCUCACUAGGCGCAGCCCCUGUGUGGGCAAGAAAGAAAAGCAGAAAGCGUAAGGCCUGCUCAGAAGGUGGGGAGGGGCUUGGUGGCUUCUUGUGGCCUGGUCAGAGGCCUGGUGGGGACGACCCCCAAUGUGUGGGAGAUCCCCCACAAGGUGCUGACUUGGUGUCGUUGGGAGGCCUUUGCUGGCCUCUUUCUCCCAAGGACACGGGGCCUGGGCCAGGAGAUUCAGGCGGAUGUUGUGUGGGAUCUGCCUCAGGGACUGAGAAGUUCAGGUGUUUGCCUGCUGCAGGGGGCGGGGCCCGACCAGGCAGCCCCUACGACCCUGUCCUGCUCCCACUGCCCAGUGGAGGGGAGAGCCUCAGGCCAGCUGCCCAGGACCCUGCGCAGAGCCCUGCACUGUGCCUGGGAGAGUCUGGAAAGGCUUCCACAGAGUGGCAAGAAGCUGAGCGGGUCGUUGUGGGGGCUGGCGGUGAUGGUGGCCCUGCCACCUCACCCAGCCGGGAGGAGCCGGAGGUCAAGGUUCAGCCAGUAUCCAGGGGGAGGCUGGGGCAAGGGCUCGCUGCUCCCACGGACACCUCUGCCGGCUCCCCAGAGUCUGCAGCCAGCGAGGCUCGCUCAGACUCAUUCAAAGGGCAGAGAAUAUCCAAGUGUGCUAUGCUGGGCACGGGCCCAGUGCCCCCUGCUGAGGACCAGGGCACAGACAGAAGCCCAGACAACUCCAGCCAGGACCAGCCGGCAGCAUCCUGCCCAGGAGGCUUCCCCAGACUGGAGGAAAUGAAAAUGCCCCAUGGGGUGAAGCAUGUGUGUUACUUUGAUUCUGGAGCAGUGAUCUACCUCCUGGGGGCCAUCAGCCUUGGCCAGGCAAGGGGGCUGCAGCCUCCAAAGCUGGGGCCUCUGGACAGCAUGAUGGAGGUCAGCUCUGCCUCACCUGCCCAAAGGCCCAGAAGGAAGGAGAGGCCCAGGGCCCAGGGCCCCACGGGGUGCCAGGAGGGGCUUCCUCUUCAGGAGGCCUGUGCUGAGGAUCCAGGGUGCAGCCCAGUGGAGGCUGAAGAGGAGGAGCAGGGUGAACAGGACUGGGGAGAAGACUCAGUUCAGCUCCCACUCCAAAAGGAGAAGCUUCUCCUGGAUAUUGGGACAAGGGACACUGUGGUCCGUGUCAUGCAGAACGUGCUGUGGAGUCGCCUCCGGCAGCUCCCACACCUGGCGCUGAGUGAGGAGGUGGUGGAGGGCAUCGCUGCUGGCAUCGAGGCAGCCCUCUUUGAACUGACACGAGCCACCAACUGCCACUACAAGAACAAGUACCGCAGCCUGCUGUUCAACCUGCGUGACCCCAGGAACCACGACCUGUUUCUCAAAGUGGUCCAUGGAGAGGUCACCCCCCACGGCCUGGUGCGGAUGAACUCAUUUCAGCUGGCCCCCCAAGAGCUGGCUCGCUGGCGGGACCAGGAGGAGAAAAGGGGCCUGGAGAUCAUUGAGCAGCAACAGAAGGAGUCCUGCAGCCUCCCGACCUCCAAGCUGACCCACAAGGGUGAAGUCGAGAUUCUGCGGGACACGGACCAAAUGCUGACCCUGGAAGAUCUGGUGGAACCCGUGGUGCCCAUCCACUGCAGCCCACUGGCCCUGCCUGCCACGUCAAAGGACCCCACAGAGCAGCAUGAGCGCUGCUACUUAGACCUCGGCGGCCACCUCUGCAAGGACUGGAAGUCCUUAUGUGAGCUACCAGGCUUCUCCAAGGCCAACAGAAGGGUGGAGGACAGUGUCUUUCAGACAGCCCCAAGCCCAGCCUCUGUGUCCUCUUCAGAGAUGCCCCAGCUCGGGGAGAAACCUCCCAUGGAGCCCCAGGACAGGGUCCCUCCCUCCAGGCUCCAGAUGUCUGCUGGACCUACGAAGGCCCUGUCCAGCCUGCCGCCUUGGGAGGGGGCUCUGCACAUGUUCUCCAUUAAGCAGUUCCGGGUCAAGGCCCAGCUGGUCUCAGGACUCAGCUCUUGGCUCAUCACGGCCCUGCCCCAGGUGAUCUGCUCAGCAGGCUGCAUCCCUCCGAACACCAUCUGGGACCUUCUGGCCAGCACCUGCCCAGCCAAGGCCAAGGACUUCUGCGCGGUCAGGCUGUGCCCGCAGGGGGCUCGGGACACCCAGAACUGCCGCCUGCUCUAUUCCUACCUCAACAAUAAGCAGUGCCACGGCCUGGCAGCCGUGGAACACGUGAUGGUGGUCCUGCUGCCCCUGCCCGCCUUCCAGCCCCUGCCCACCAGACUGCGCUCUCUUGGAGGCCCAGGCCUGGAAACCACUCACUCGAGCCUGCUGCUGGCUGUGCUGUUCCCCAAGGCAGGGCUUCCAGACACAGCAGAGUUCAGCCCCUUGCUGGGGAAGGUUCGCAAGACGGUCUCCUUCAACAAAAAAGUGGAGAUGAGAUGCCACCAGCGGAAGGCCAAGAGGCCAGAUGUGGCUCAGAAGGGGUCCCCUCCCCCAGGGGGUGCCCUUCAGCAAAGCUGCGGCAGAGGCAGCCUGGCUCCAAGGGGAAUCUGUGCUUGGCAGAGGCCCCCUGGAGGCAGGGGGAGACUGUGGGAAGAGCCUGACACCUGGCAGAGUCCUGGGCGAGGGCAGGGGCCCAUGAGACCAGGCUGGUGCCAGUCCUGGCACCCCUAUUCAGCAGCACCAGCUGGUCACGGCCAGCACCUCCACAGGGCUUCCUGUCCCCAACAAGCCCUGCUCCAGCAUCUUGAAUGCCUGGUGACUAUGAGCCACCAGCUCCAAGCCUCCCUGAGAUCCUCGGGCCAGGAGCUUCUUCCUCAGCCCCACGCAGCCUGUGGGAUUCUUGGCCUCUUUGGCCAGCCCCCUGGCCCAGCCUCUGACUCCUCUUUGGGACCUACAGAUGGAGCUGGCUCUGAAUGUCCCCUCCCUGAAGAAAUGUGA